Aureobasidium pullulans EXF-150 is the source of this 540-nucleotide messenger RNA. RefSeq lists its product as uncharacterized. The record is from RefSeq and is a predicted model, not a curated record. The transcript has 2 exons. The coding region runs from base 1 to 540 and encodes 179 amino acids. NCBI's taxonomy places the organism in Eukaryota, Fungi, Ascomycota, Dothideomycetes, Dothideales, Saccotheciaceae.
AUGUCACUUGUCGCGCUCCAGCCAGCCAACGAGGAUCCAGAGGACUCCGAUGCAGAAGUCAGACAACCACAACGACGUAGAGUUUCGGAUCCCGAAGAGGAUGACUUUGCUGGUGGAGAAGCCAGCAUCAUCCAAGGCGAUGGCAACUUUGAUGCCAUGGUCAAGAACAUGGUCCGCCUAGCUCUCGCAUGCGAAUACUCCAGGACACCGAUAAGACGUGCCGAUAUCACUGCCAAAAUUCUGGGAACACUGCCGAGCACUAAGUCCCCAAUCUUGUGUCAUUGCCGGAACAUCACUAACAUGACAACAGACGCUACUCUGAGAAUUCGAGGCUGCCAAAGCCUCCUCCUCCUCCGCCGCUCAACAUGGAGGGGAUCAAGAAGGUCUUGGCUGUGUGUCCACACGACGAUCCUAGAGAAUGCCGCCGAUGAUGCCUACAAAGCCUCCACCUCCCCCGCCGCCCAACAUGGAGGGGAUCAAGAAGGAUUGGCGCCCCGCCCUCGGGACAGCCCGUACUUGCCACCAUUCUCGCCGAUAUGA